AUGAAAGUGAUGCUCAGUUCUAUCACUGCACCGAACAUGCCCCCUCAGAUCGUUGUUCGACCCCGGGACCAGAUCACAGCCCAGGGUCGCACCGUAACCUUCCUCUGUGGCACCAAGGGCAACCCUCCACCCGCUGUGUUCUGGCAGAAAGAAGGCAGCCAGAUCCUGCUGUUCCCCAUCCAGGAAGCUGCCCAGUCCGGCCGAUACUCUGUGUCUCUGAGCGGGGAGCUGACCAUCACAGACGUCCUCAGUGAGGACUCGGGAUACUACAUCUGUCAGGCCAUCUCUGUGGCCGGGAGCAUCCUCACCAAGGCCCUGCUGGAGGUCGAGAGUGAAUUCGAGGUGGACUCCAUGCUGAAAAUGCACCCUCCGACCGAGUCCCGCCCAUCAUCCGUCAAGGGCCAGCCAAUCAAACGUUGGCACCAGGCUCCACCGCUCAAUUGCAGUGCCACGUGA
Salvelinus namaycush (lake trout) is the source of this 456-nucleotide messenger RNA. Its product is annotated as roundabout homolog 2-like. NCBI's taxonomy places the organism in Eukaryota, Metazoa, Chordata, Actinopteri, Salmoniformes, Salmonidae. The coding region runs from base 1 to 456 and encodes 151 amino acids. Gene Ontology annotation, molecular function: cell-cell adhesion mediator activity. The transcript is spliced from 5 exons. Gene Ontology annotation, biological process: homophilic cell-cell adhesion; dendrite self-avoidance; axon guidance. Gene Ontology annotation, cellular component: axon; plasma membrane. The record is from RefSeq and is a predicted model, not a curated record.